This is a messenger RNA of Bursaphelenchus okinawaensis, 4859 nucleotides long. NCBI's taxonomy places the organism in Eukaryota, Metazoa, Nematoda, Chromadorea, Rhabditida, Aphelenchoididae. The record is from the annotation of a GenBank genome assembly.
AUGCUCCUCCUCCCCGAACUCUCACCCUCCGACGCGAAUCAUCUGGAGCAGUUGGCACAACUGCAGGAACCUCAUCCAACCCGACCCAACAUACUUCAUGACAAUCAAUAUGGUAUAGUUUUUGAAAUUUAUUUAAACAAGUAUUGAUAUUAUUGUAAAAUGGCAAUAUAAGGCAGGUUUUAGCAAAAGUAUAGGUCCCACAACGAAAACUUGAUUUUACUGUUUUUUGCUAGCAUUGUGUUUUAAAUUGCUUUUAAAAUGCAUUCUAUAUUCAAAUACGUCAGAGAACGUUUCUUUUACAGUUUUUUUAAAUUUUGUGGGCCUCACCACGAAAACCUGGUUUUUCGGUUUUUGCUUGCAUUGUGCUUUUAAAACUUUUACUCAUUACCAUAAGUCUAUAAACGUCAUUUUGAGCAUAUUUAUUUAAAAAGUCGUAUUUUACCACAAAUUUUUAGUGAAUCCCUUAUCAAAUGUGAAUAAUAAUCAACCGCCCAACCUGAGCCAGCCCGCCAAAAACCAUAUACCUCAUAGACAUAGGAGUUCCGCGGCCGAAGACGAUCAUCGGCAUCAAAACGGGCGGUUUUCUGAAGGUAUUGGCUGAAUUCUUUAUAUUAUUUAGGGUUUUGAGGGUUACAUGAUUUAACUUUGUAUACUUUUCAUCGUAUAAAGUGUCUCUUUAAACAUUUUUUGUCGUAUAAAAUGUCUUUCUCAACAUAUUAUAAGUAUAACACAGUAAUUUUCAGAUGAAAACCACCUUGGCAAUGAGAAUCCACACCUUUCUCAAAGUCAUCAUUCAGAAGGCAAAAAGUACAGUAAUCAUUACGAUAACAACUACAAAAACAAGCCAAAACCCCUCUAUAAGCCGGGUCUGCCCCCUCCUCGGCUAGAAAACAGUCAAGCACCCGGAGGGGAUUGUAUACCUAUCAACGAGACCUUAAGGAAACAUCUUAUCCAAAGCUUGUUUAACGAUGAUUAUGACAAGGACACGUUGCCAUCGACCGACCCGACCUCGGUUGUGGUCGAGUUGACAGUCCAGUCUAUUACCGAGAUCAGCGAGUUCAGCUCCAGCUUCAACGCCGACGUCUGGUUCUCGCAGAUCUGGAGAGACCCGAGACUAGACUUUACUGGGUUCAAUUACUGCUUGACCAACCUGUCCUUAUCAGCUCACAAGCUGCCACAACUCUGGACACCCAAUGUUUGUUUUGUCAAUAGUAAGAAGGUGGAUAUUCAUGCCUCGCCCCAACAAAAUAUAUUGUUGUUGGCCUUUCCGAAUGGGACGAUUUGGUUGAAUUUCAGAGUUAGUCUCAGUGGACCUUGUAGACUGGAUUUGGUAAGGUUUCAUGACUUUUUCUGAUUUGACCGUUAUAGGUAGGGCGGGGGAAAAUAAAGUCGAGAAGAGUGAAGCGGAGGUAGGGUAGAGUAGAACAAGGUAUUAUAUUUAGAUUAUGAUAAAAAGAUUAUAAUAGAUCAGAGUAAUAUUGCCUAGGCUUAGGAUAUUAUAAAGCAUGCUUGAGACAAAGUAGAGCACGAUGAAUUUAGGGCAUGGUAAAAGUACGGGUAAGAAAAUAUAGAGAAAUUAAGUUGUGGCUUUAAAAUUUAAAUUAGGGGUAGGUUAAAAUAAAAUUUUUUUUAAGUAUAGAACAGGGAAUGUAUGGUAAAGGUUAAAGUGAAGCAGGAUGAGUAAGGAAAAGCAGGGUAGAGUACGGUAAGAAAAAAUAGGGUAGGGCAAAAUAAGGUAUUAUAGGGAAUGGUCCUAUAGAAUAAGGUAUUGUAAAGUAAAAUAAACUAUGGGGUAGGGUAGGGUAGGGUAGGGUAGGGUAGGGUAGGGUAGGGUAGGGUAGGGUAGGGUAGAGUAGGGUAGGGUAUACUAAUUUUUGUGUUUUCAGACUUACUUUCCAAUGGAUCUACAACAAUGUAGUUUGAUAUUCGAGGUGAGUAAGCCUCUUUGGUGAAUAUCAAAAAAAAAUUAUUUAAUUUUAAAAAUUUAAGUUGUUGAAAUAAUUCUGUGCUCCCUAACCUCAAAAAAUCUUUUUAAAUAAAAAAGGGGCUCAAAGUUUUCUGAACAAUUUUUUAAAAUUACCUUCAGAGCUACUCCUACAACACAGCAGAAGUCCGAAUAGUGUGGAGGGACUGGGAGGCGGUGUCAAUCCCCGAUCCAUCCUCAAAAAAGCUGCCUGAUUUUGAAUUGAUAUCAUUUGAACAUGCAAAUCAAACAUUAAUAUACACGGCUGGACUGUGGGAUCAGUUGGAGGUGAUCUUCAAGUUCAGACGAUUAUACGGGUUCUAUGUUCUUCAGGUAUGUUAACAUUGAUAUAGUGGGCAUUUGUGUUAAAUUGAAGUAGUUUUGGGCUUUGUAAAGGAAGUUCUUGCCAUUUCUUGCUCUGUAAAGAAAGUUUUAGCUAUUUUUGUUUUGUAAAGAAAUUUCUUGCCAUUUUUUGCUUUUUAAAGAAAGUUCUUGCCAUUUUCAGUUUUGUAAAGAAAGUUCUUGCCAUCUUAUGCUUUGUAAAGAAAGUUCUUUCCAUUUGUACAGCAAAAAACAAUAAAAAUCCAGCCUGCGAGUGACAAGUUAUACGCUGAAUACCAUCUUUAAUUUUGUAAAGAAAGUUCAUGCCAUUCUUUGUAUUGUAAAGAAAGUUCUUGCCGUUUUGAGGUUUUUACGUAAAUAUCUGCCCACAUUUUACCCAAUAAUGAUUUGAAAUGGCCGCCUUACACCCUAACAACCUCAUUUCAGGCCUUCCUACCCACCUAUCUUGCCGUUUUCAUUAGUUGGAUCGCAUUUUGGAUUGACACAAAAGCCCUACCGGCUAGAAUAACAUUAGGAGUGUCAAGCUUGAUGGCUUUGUCAUUUCAGCUGGGAAAUAUUGUCAAGAAUUUGCCUCGAGUCAGCUAUGUUAAGGUAGGUAUAAGUAACAUCAAAUUUUUUGAAAAAUUUUGAGAUUUUAGGGUUGAAUAUAAGAAAUUAUGACAUUUUUGAUUGUAUACUGGCAUCCUUAAAUUUUUUUAAAAUUUUUUAAUAAUUCCAAAGCUUUACGAUAUUGUUGUAGGCAUUGGACAUCUGGAUGUUCGGCUGCAUGGGAUUCAUAUUUUUAAGCUUGGUUGAAGUAAGUGACAGUUCAAAUAGGACUAGACUAGUCUAGAAAUUUUGUUUUUAAUCAAUUUUUCUUAUUUUGUUACCUAAAAACAUAAGUUUUCUCUAAUAAAUCGCCAAAAAUCAUCAUUUUACCUAAAAAAUUGGCCAAAAACAUAUGAGGUUGUUCAAAUAAUUCUGUGCCCGCUUACCCUGAAAAUUUGUUUUGAGAAAGAGCACAGAAUUAUGUAAACAACGUAAUCAGUUUUGCUCAAAAAAUUGGAAAAAAUCAUUAUUUUUUCACCAAAAAAAUCGAUAUAAAUCAGCUAUAUUACCUAUGAAACGGAUCCAAAAACCUUCAGCUAGCCAUAGUCGGUUUCGCUGACAAAGUCGAAGCCAGAAGAAGACGUCAGCAACGCACGAAAGAGCAAAACUUGUUGAGAACCGAAAGCGAACGCAUCAAAAUGGGCCAUCAACGCAACCACAGUCAAACCCUAUAUUACACUGAAGGGCGGAUUCAAUGUAAGUGUGGGAAAACAAGGUAAAAUACGCGGCUAACAACUGUAAUUUUUUUAGGGUAUUCAAAAUUGAUUUUGAAGGCUUUGGUAAGAAAUUUGGACAAAAUUUUUGAAAAAUUUUAAGAGUCAUGAUGACGCAUUGUUUUCCGUCAUGAUGACAGUUUUUUUUUAAAGUUAAAAAUUUGUCAUUUAAACUCACCUUAGAUUUAGAAACCAUUUUUUUAAAAUUACAUUUUAAAUUUUAAACAUGUCAUAAUGACACAUUUUACCGUCACGAUGACAUAUUUUUUAGAUUUUUAUAAAAUUUCUUUUAAACCAAUUUUAGGCUUAAAAAUCAAUUUUAAAUUCAUUUUACAGUUUAAAAACCUUAGUAAAGCCCACUUACUCUGCUGUAACAUAUUAUUAUAGAUUCUGCCUCAAUCGACGAUCUCGACUCCAAUUCCAAUCAGACCGCUUCAAUAAUCGGUGCUCCAGCUUCGGAACGUCAACGUCUAUAUCGAUGUGCUCCGAAUCCCACGGUCAAUGAUACCACCAUGCGACAACAACGUGCGAAUGGAAAUGGCAAAGCGGCCAAUUUCCAGAAGAUUCCAGAAGAACAACAGAACUACAUUAAUGGGGAGCGGGUGGAUGAGGUGGGUUUAUGUUGAAGUAGAAUAGUAUUUUAUAGCAUUACGGCUACUACGCCGCAAGGACGAAGCUAGAGAGGAGGGGGAGUGGUGAAGGGAGGGUGGGUGGGACGAGGGUAGGUUAAGGCAGUGUUUUGCCGGACCGGUCCGGAUGAGAAUUUUUUUCGGUCCGGUCCGGCUCUAUUUCUUUCGCUCAGGUCCGGUCCGGAAUUUUUUUUUUUUUUUUUAAAAAGAGCCAGGAGCGCUCAAACUGCUUUCUAUACGUUUAAAAACUCUUAAGAAUAUGUUUUAUUUGCAAUUUUUAAAACAGUUUUAUUAAAAUAAAAAAAAUUUUUUUUCCGGACCGGUCCGGAAAAUUCGUUGCGGGACCUAAUCUGGGACUCUUUGAAUUUAUUUUCCCCGCCAAAUUCAUAGACAAAAAAAUUUUUUUGGGUUUCUAACCCACCCCUUCCCAAAAAAUAGGUACAAACGUUCUCCGCAUCACGCAUUUUACAUUAUUUUUCCAAAAAAACUCAAAUUUUAAAUUUUUUAAAAAUUUUCACUCUGACCUCAUUUCAGAUCUCAGCCAAGCUGUUCCCCUUGUUAUUCAUGGCGUUCAACGUGUUCUACUGGUUCUAUUACAUUGGAAUGCCGAAGAACUUUGGCUGA